This is a messenger RNA of Oryzias latipes (Japanese medaka), 5082 nucleotides long. RefSeq names its product neuropilin-2. Gene Ontology annotation, cellular component: glutamatergic synapse; postsynaptic membrane; plasma membrane. The record is from RefSeq and is a predicted model, not a curated record. Gene Ontology annotation, molecular function: vascular endothelial growth factor receptor activity; semaphorin receptor activity. NCBI's taxonomy places the organism in Eukaryota, Metazoa, Chordata, Actinopteri, Beloniformes, Adrianichthyidae. Gene Ontology annotation, biological process: axon guidance; vascular endothelial growth factor signaling pathway; angiogenesis.
ACGUGUACGACGCGCACGCGCCCCGAAACUGGGGACUGAGUGAGCGGCGCUGCUCGCUGCCACACAGUCAGAGGAGUCAGGAGAGGAAGGAGCGCACCGGCAGAGCCCGCGGAGAGGAGAACGCGGAGAGACACGCAGCCUGCGACGCAGCGCGGAGGGCACCGCGCGCGCCCUCUCCGUUACGCACCAUAAGCGGAGUGGCGCGUUUAGAUGAGCGCAGCUCCGCUUCAAGGACUUGAAGAAGUUAAACCGGAGAUUCUGGAUCGUUUCCGAGACGGAAUGGACUUUUCAAAUUCUAGAAACCCAGAGAGGGUUUGCUGACAGUCCAGGUGGUUUUUAUUUCUUUUAUUUUUGAGUUCCAUAUUUAAAGCUUCACGUGUCACCUGCGUUUUCAGGGUCAGUUCCCACGCGCGUUUUCCCUCAGAGACCCGGCGCGCGCACUGCGCGCAGAGCGAAGGAUGCCGCGGCAAUGAAACUCUGUUUGGGGCGACAAUUCCGCUGAUUUUGGAUAUUUUUUGGGGGGUAAAGAGUCAGAAAAAGGGGAAAGGCGAUUCAGAAACAGCUACGCGUUCUUGGACAGCGCCGCGUGCGCAGGAAGCGCAGGACCGACCGCUCAGUCAGAGUCUGCGCCAGCGGGACCGACGCGCUGUCCGUCCGUUUCCCCGGGAGGAGAGGAAGUGUUUUCACUUCUCACAGUUUACUCCUCAUAAAGGAUGAAGAUGGAUGUACCCGCAUGGCUCACGGGAUGUAUGCUGGCGUUUCUGCUGCCUUCAGGGGCAAAAACAUCCAAAGGAGCAUCGGAGCCAUGCGGCGACAACUUGGACGCGAGCGACGCCGGUUACAUCACCACCCCCGGCUACCCGCAUGAGUAUCCGGCCAAUCAGAACUGCCGCUGGAUCAUCACGGCGCCCGAGUCUUCUCAACGCAUCGUCCUCAAUUUCAACCCUCACUUUGAGAUCGAGAAGCUGGACUGCAGGUAUGACUACGUGGAGAUCCAUGACGGGAACUCUGAGUCAGCUGAUGUGCUGGGGAAGCACUGCAGCAACAUCGCCCCCGCACCCAUCAUAUCCUCGGGGCCGUCGCUCCUCAUAAAGUUUGUGUCCGACUACGCCCACCAGGGGGCGGGCUUCUCACUGCGAUACGAAAUCUACAAAACAGGCUCGGAUUGUUCUCGGAAUUUUACCAGCCAUUCGGGGCUCAUCGAGUCUCCGGGCUUCCCCGACAAAUACCCCCACAACCUGGAGUGCUUCUUCAUCAUCGUGGUCCCCCCCAGCAUGGAUGUCACCCUCAGCUUCCUCACGUUCGACUUGGAAAAUGACCCCCUCCCAGGAGGGGAGGGAGAAUGCAAGUACGACUGGCUGGAAGUGUGGGACGGUCUCCCAGGAGUGGGUCCUCUGAUUGGUCGAUACUGUGGUACAAGAGUUCCUCCUGAGAUCCACUCAUCCACUGGGAUUCUCUCCCUGGCCUUUCACACCGACACAGCAGUGGCCAAAGACGGUUUCUCAGCCCGGUACAACAUGACGCAUAAAGAAGUCAGCGAGACUUUUCAUUGCAGUAACCCUUUUGGUAUGGAGUCUGGAAAGAUCACCGAUGAACAGAUCACCGCCUCCUCAACAUUUGAAGAAGGACAUUGGCUUCCACGUCAGGCCAGACUCAACUGCAAUGACAACGCGUGGACGCCCAACGAAGACAGCAUCAGGGAAUACAUUCAGGUGGACCUCCAUACCCUGAAGGUGCUCACUGGCAUCGCCACACAGGGCGCCAUCUCCAAGGAAACUCAGAAGACCUACUAUGUUACCACCUUCAAGUUGGAACUCAGCACCAACGGAGAGGACUGGAUGAUCUACAGGCACAGCAAAAACCACAAGAUUUUUCACGGCAACACCGACGCAACAGAGGUGGUUCUGAACCGGAUUCCACAGCCGGUGCUGGCCCGAUUUGUGCGGAUCCGGCCGCAGACGUGGAAGAACGGCAUCGCGCUCAGAUUUGAGCUCUACGGUUGUCAGAUCACAGAUGCUCCCUGCUCCGAGCUGCAGGGGAUGCUGUCUGGGCUGCUGCCAGACUCGCAGAUCUCUGCCUCCUCCAUGAGGGACAUCCACGGCUCCAUGGGGGCAGCCCGGCUGGUGGCCAGUCGGUCCGGCUGGUUUCCCAACCCCACACAGCCCAUCGUGGGAGAGGAGUGGCUGCAGGUGGACCUUGGCGUGCCAAAGAUGGUGCGUGGCGUCAUCACUCAGGGAGCCAGAGGGCUGGAGGGCAGCACCAGCGCCGAGAACCGAGCGUUUGUCCGAAAGUACAAACUGGCUCACAGCUUAAACGGCAAAGACUGGAGCUACAUCCCUGACAGCAAGACCGGCUUCGCUAAAGUUUUUGAAGGGAACAGCCACUACGAUACUCCAGAGGUGCGGCGGUUCGAUGAGAUCGUGGCGCAGUACAUCCGGGUCUUCCCGGAGCGAUGGUCUCCAGCUGGGAUCGGCAUGAGGAUGGAGGUCCUCGGCUGCGAUAGGCCAGAAACCACCACCCUACCUGACACGGCGACCCCCACCUCUCCGAGGGUGGAGCGCACCACCCCUGCAUGGAGAUCUGCCACAACCCCGUCAUUGUCAGCUGUGUGCGACUUCGAGCAGAGCCUGUGCGGCUGGUCGGCGGAUCCUCACUCAGGAGCGAGCUGGUCCCUGCACACGGCCGUCCACAGCUCACCUGGUCACAGCACGCAUGGAACGAGGCAGGACCUGGCCCUGGGGUCGGACAAUUUCUCAGGGAAUUAUCUGAACCUGGACGCCGGCGGCCACAGCCAGCAGAAGAAGGCCCGGCUGCUGAGCCCCGAGGUGGAGCCGGAGCGCGGCCCGCUCUGCCUGCAGUUCCACUACCAGCUCCAGGGGGAGGCCCAGGGCAGCCUGAGGGUCCUGCUGAGGGACAGCGACCUGGGCGAGACCCUCCUCUGGGAGCUCAGAGGGGACCAGGGGCCUCACUGGAGGGAGGGCCGAACCAUCUUGCCCCAGAGCCCCAAAGAGUAUCAGGUGGUGUUUGAAGGUUUCUUUGAGAACCCGACGAGAGGCCACAUCCGCAUCGACAACAUCCACAUGAGUGACAGCAUCGAGCUGGAGCAGUGUGCACAGCCUCUCUUUGCCUUGACUCCUGAAAUAAGCAGGGGUGCCAUAUCUGGGAUGGAGCCCACCGUUGACACAGUAAUGAUGCAGCCGCUCCCCGCCUUCUGGUACUAUGUGUUGGCUGGAGGCGGCGCCCUCUUGCUGUUGGCGACCGUAACCGCGGCGAUGGCUCUAUGCUGUCAUCGCUUCCACUGGGCGACCCAGAAGAGCGGCGGUGGCCACCAUCAUUCGGUGAUGUACCACAGCAGCCAGCAGCCGUGUGGCCACGGCCAGGAGAGCUCCCUCCAGAACCAGAACCUCCACUGGAACGUGACCCAGAACCAGCUUCACUCUGGACCGGGCCCACACACAGAACCCAUGCUCACUCUGGAGAAAGGAGACAGCUUUGACUCCCGCUGCUGAGCGGUUUUUAUCCGCUGUCUGCUCUUUGCUGUGAAGGGUCUGCAUGGGGGGGCCUCCACAGCUGAAGCCAGGAGGGAAACCCUCUCUGGAGCGGAGGAGGACCUCUGAACGCCGGAGCGGAUCUGCUGGGUGUGGUUCUGUGCAGCUGAUGGAGCGGUGCCUGCUUUUUGGGCGGAAGCCCCCGCCUGCAGGAAAUGCACGAACACUUUGGAACUUUUCCAGCCUCCUGUUAUCCUGAGCCUGUUUCUUUGUGGAUGUGACUUUUCUAUGUGCUUUAAAGAAUGACCCCCACCCCCUGCCCCCUGGUUGAUGUAGUGCCUUUGAGCAACACGAGAAUGGAUGCUGUUUCUACCGUUUGCUGCCUGGAUGCUCUGCCUGUCGGUUCAUGUUCAAAGUACAGAUCAUGGUUGGACUCUGCCGUCCUCCGUGAAACCAGGACGUUUGUGUCUCAGUUUACAGUUUUAUGACGGAGGAACGUUUACAGGUUUACUGUCAUCCAAGAACUCAGACCAAACAUGCAAAAAACACGCGAUCAUGUGACUGCCUUCAUCAGAGCGUCUGACUAAAAAAACCUUCUGGAGGGAACUCGUUACCGCGGUAACGAAGACAAUAGAGGAGAAGCCGUUCUUCUGGCGGCCCACCUUAAGCUGUGGUCACACGUCCAGGACAGAAACGCCGUUCAGAGGGUGGGGGUCUCAGACGGGAACGGAGAUGAAAGCUGGGAUCUGGACCACGUCUGCUGGGGGGGUAGAGGUGCUGAGUCCCACAUCUGGGGGGGCUCCGUCGGUGAAGGUGACGGUGUUCUGGCUCCACAUCCAGCUUCCACCUCUGUUCUCGCUCAGAACCUCCGCCGUCACGCUCAGGAGCGUCACGUCUUCACUUUGUCUGAAAUGAGCUUUCGUCGUCAUCGGUGGUCUGGGGGGCGUCACCGUGAACAUCUGAAGCUUUUACUUUGAAAUGUAAAGAAGCUGGUGUUUCCGUUCUCAUGAGUUGUGGUUCUUCUGGAAGGUCACGUUCUGGUCCUCAGCAGCUGUUCUUGUGGUUCAGGUGAUGCAGGAACAGAUGUUCUGCCGCUGCAUCUCUCCAUCUUCUGCUCCUCAUCAUUUAGUUCACGUCUAAUUCCCCGAGCCUUUCCCUCCGCUCCUGCUCCUCUGCUUCAAAUCCUGGGAGUGAAAACAAAGGAGAGAAAACAGAAGAUGAGAGGCAGAAUGGACGGAGCUAGAUCUCUCUGAGGAGAAGGGCCCAUUAAGCAAACCCCCCUUUUUCUCCAAAGAAUGAGCCCAGAGAUGGAUCCGGAUGAAAGAAGCAGCUUUCUAAAGAUAGAUAUUGUUCUGUAAUUCUGAGAGGCAGAGGAGCACUGAGGGCCGGAGCGAAGGAGGGAGGAGGAGGAGUGGAGGUGGAGGGGGGGCAGGUUCUCCCAAACACAGAAGCACAUGAAAGGAGGCUUUCAGCAGGAUUCAAACACACAUUAGAUGCUCUCCCAUCACACUGCUCCUCAUCCCUCUGCUCCUCUCAUCCCUCUGCUCCUCUCAUCCCUCUGCUCCUCUCAUCCCUCUGCUCCUCUCAUCCCUCU